AUGCAGCUCGACCUUACAACGCAGGAUGAAGUCGAGUGUAAAUUACGAGCUGCACAAGGUCUCGAAGCAGUUUCCGAGCUUGAUCCAGGCAUUGUUACAGGACCUUUGUCUACAGUGUGGCGCAAUAUUAUUCAUGAUUUAGUCCAUCAUUUUGAACUGAAUCCAGAACAACUUGUUGUUGCUACAUAUGACUGGAGACUACCACCAAGUAAAUUACAAGAACGUGACAAGUACUUUGACUUACUGAAGAAGAAAAUUGAAUAUACGGUAGAGCUAGAUGGAAAUGAUGGUGGACUUGUUGUGAUUGCUCACUCGAUGGGUAAUGGCAUUUUACGCUACUUUCUCGAAUGGCUGAAAGACGAGGUGGGCCGCAAGAACUGGCAAAAGUGGAUUGAUCGACACAUCUCAGCCUACUUUGCGGUCGGUUCACCGCUAUUAGGAAGUGCUGAAUCACUCGAGCUGAUCUCGUCGGGUCUCACGGAAGGACUUCCAAUUACUCAGAGCGAAAUGCGCAAGCUCGUGGUUUCGUUUGGCUCCAUUUUGAGCUUCAUGCCGAUACCGUCUGGAUUGAAUUCGUCCAAAGACAACGAAGUACUUAUUGCUGUGCGUUCGCAGCAGACACUUGUUUCCGAAGACGAUCAAGUACAGCUUCGCAACUAUACCAGUGCCGACAUUGCCACGGGAAAGCUUUUUCGUGACAUGUCCGCGCAUGAUCCGAUCUUUGGCAAACUGGAGGCUAUGCGCCAAAGGUUUUAUGCGCAAGACUCUGUCCUUGAUUUUUUCAAACCCUGGAAGCGUCCUCCUAUCGCUUCUGUCUACAGCGUUUACGGCGUCAACGUUCCGACAAAAACUUUUUACGAGUACGAAAAUGCAAACACGCCUGGUCAUUGGUACCAGGUGCAGUAUAUGAAUGAAGAAGGUCAGGGUCCGACUUGUACUAAGAUAGGUGAUGGCACUGUUGGCUAUCAUUCGCUUUCCUGGGCACACACGUGGCUGGGCUCAAAAGGUUCAUCCGUGCGAGUCACCCAGACUCCCCAGUCUGUUUAUUUUUCAGCUGAAAACAUCACACGGGUGCGAGCUGUACGACAUGCGAGCACUCACCACGCAGAGUACUCACUGCUCAACGGCAACCUACCAAUUUGUUCGGUUGACACUGAUUUAUUCUCGCCUAAUGGUGGCGGUACAACGAACUUCUUUGCAGGGCUCUUUGAACCGCUCAACCGCAACAGGAUCACUUUUUUUGAGAGCUCCAGAAAAGUGGAUGGAGCUGCUUACUCGACUGGUGUGUGGGAAAUCGAUGGUGUUGGCCACCGUGACAUUCUUUCUAAUCCGGCAUUUCUUCGUGAGUUGCGCGCUGAGCUGCGUCAUAUCUUCAACGGCAAAACUAAUUCGGAUAAGUCGUCGCGUCCACCGGUCAUUGACGCUGACUGUUACUGGAACUAUCGUCGUGCUCAUUGCGAGUUUCAGGAGUUUUGCGAAUACCGAUAUGUCUUUGGUGAUAUGACCUUCGACCAGUCUUGUCGCAUUCGUUUAAAAGAAAGCCUUCCUGCACCAUUACAGACACCCGCUUUUUUGGGUGUCUCGGCAUCAAAUCCAAGUCAAGAGCCAGUAGAGUUUUCGUUUACUGGACCAUACUGUUCCGCGCCAUGCACGUCUUCAUCAUCAGACAUGACUUCGUCGUCCAGUCCAACAAAAGCCGUUGUAGAGAUGAAAGGACAAUGA
Peronospora belbahrii is the source of this 1722-nucleotide messenger RNA. The record is from the annotation of a GenBank genome assembly. Lineage: Eukaryota; Oomycota; Peronosporomycetes; Peronosporales; Peronosporaceae.